GGCGCGAAGCACCCGCUCUUCUUGGUCCUAAAAAGUGCGAAGUCAACCGUCAAAGAAGUUGUGCAAGAGAACCUGAAGAAGCAUCAAGGUUACACUUUGAGUUACGCGUAUCGGGCAACGAAGAAGGUCAUGCUAAUAUUGGACGACUUCAGCGCGCACUUCACCGAGGAGGUCGUGGCCUAUGCGGAGAGUUUGAAUGUCGUGCUCGAGCGUGUGCCCCCGCGAUUUACCUAG
Aphanomyces invadans is the source of this 234-nucleotide messenger RNA. RefSeq lists its product as hypothetical. The record is from RefSeq and is a predicted model, not a curated record. NCBI's taxonomy places the organism in Eukaryota, Oomycota, Saprolegniomycetes, Saprolegniales, Verrucalvaceae. The annotation marks the transcript as partial. The transcript has 2 exons.